Messenger RNA from Thunnus maccoyii (southern bluefin tuna), 3087 nucleotides. RefSeq lists its product as uncharacterized. The transcript has 2 exons. Gene Ontology annotation, molecular function: DNA helicase activity; ATP hydrolysis activity. NCBI's taxonomy places the organism in Eukaryota, Metazoa, Chordata, Actinopteri, Scombriformes, Scombridae. Bases 88 to 3021 code for a protein of 977 amino acids. The record is from RefSeq and is a predicted model, not a curated record. Gene Ontology annotation, biological process: telomere maintenance; DNA repair.
ACGUUGUCGCGAUAUUUUAAUAACAGAAUUCUACAUGCGGAUGGUAGGUUUGCACACAAUGAGGAAUAUAUCUUUUUUGCGCAGUACAUGUCUGAGAUUGAGCAGGUUGUUUCUAAUGUAUCCAUAGCAUUACGAAAAGGGAAAGGCUGUAUGUCUCAAAACGUACCUGAUAAUAAGGUAAACGAUAUGUUAAAAAAUGAUGAAUCUUUGAAAAAGUUGUUGGAGUUUGAUGAUGGGUAUCGUUUCCUUAAACCGAUUCGAGGUACCCCAGCUUUUUGGCAAGGAGCACAGCGUGAUCUGCUUGCUUGUGUUCGUCAGCUCGGUGUUCCUACCUGGUUUUGUUCCUUUUCUUCUGCUGAUAUGCGCUGGACAAAUCUUCUGGAUAGUAUUUUGAAGCAGGAAGGUAGAGCACAGACUGCUGCAGGUUUAGAGUGGGCAGACAGGUGUGAUCUUUUACGCUGCAAUCCUGUCACUGCGGCCAGGAUGUUUGAUUUCCGCUGGCAUGUUUUUUUGAGAGAGGUACUUAUGUCGCCAUCACAUCCGAUUGGUAAAAUUAAGGAUUACUUUUAUCGAGUGGAAUUUCAGCAGCGCGGUUCACCCCAUGUGCAUUGUUUGUUUUGGAUAGAGAAUGCUCCAUUGAUUGAUAAAAACACAGAUGAAGAAGUAGUUGAAUUUAUUGAUAAAUAUAUAACAUGUGAGUUGCCAUCCCAAGAUGAGACUUUAUUGGAAACUGUCACUUCUGUGCAGCAGCAUUCAAAACGACAUUCAAAAACUUGUAAAAAGAAAAACACGGUUUGUCGUUUCAAUUUUCCGAGGCCAGCAUCCGCUCGAACGUUUAUAUGUCGCCGUAAAGAUGAUGAAGAGUGCAAAAAAGCAUGCAGUUGUGAGACAGAUAAAUCUUCAACGUGUGUUAAUCAUAGUCAGAAAACUUCAAAUGACAUGAAGAAAAAACAUGCAGCAGAGAUAAUGACAAAAAUCAAGAAUGCUCUUUCCAAUGAGAAGAAUAGUUUUGAUAGUGUGGUACAUUUAUUCCAAAGUGUAGGGAUUGAUCAGGUCACUUUUGAGGCUGCAUAUACGUGUUUAGCUAGAAAUACACAUAUUGUGUUAAAGAGGCAAGUUAAUGAAGUCUGGAUAAAUCAGUAUAGCAAACCACUAUUAAAAUGUUGGCAGGCAAAUUUAGACUUGCAAUUUGUUGUUGAUGCGUAUGCGUGCGUUGUUUAUAUUAUCUCUUAUAUGUCUAAGGCAGAAAGAGAGAUGGGAUUGUUGUUAGGGAAUGCACAGAGAGAAGCAUCUAAGGAGGCAUUGAAAAAUCUAGGCAGUGUGUAUUUGCAUAACAGAGAUGUGUGUGCUCAAGAAGCUGUAUACAGAUUGACAAAUAUGCAUUUAAAGGAAUGUUCGAGGAAAGUUGUAUUUGUACCGACAGGGGACAAUAGAGUUAGAAUGAGUUUGCCUUUGAGUGUGUUGAAACAAAAGGCAAGAUCGCGCGCUUGUACCUCAGAGGUUGUUUGGAUGACUAGUUUUGUUGACCGUUAUAAAAAUAGGCCAAAUGAUAGUGUAUUCAAUGACAUGUGUAUGGCAACAUUUGCAUCUGAAUAUCGUGUUUUGAGUAAAAAUGAAAAAUCUCAGGCCAGCAUUAAAUUAAAGAAUGAUUGUGGUUUUAUCACGAAAAGAACACGAACAGAUCCUGCAGUUGUUCGUUACGCGCGCUUUUCUGAGACAAAAAAUCCAGAAUUGUUUUACCAAAGUAUAAUGCAGUUGUUCUUGCCGUAUCGUGCAGAUGUGCAGCUAAAACCUCCAAACUGUGAGACAUUUGCACAGUUUUACGAAAAUGGUCAUGUGAGGUUUAGUGAUGGGUCAAGACAUCCUGUUAAGUCAGUUGUUGAUUUGAAUAGAAGUCAUUUUGAAAUUAAAGCAGAUGAAUUGGAUGAAAUCCAGAAUACAAUUGAUAGAGAUGGUGUAUUAGAGGAUGCGUGGUGUGAGUUGUGCCCAGAGCAAGAGUUGGAGCGUUUACAGUGUGACCAAGAACAAAAAGACAAACAACAGAUAGUGGAAGAACAUGAGGAAAAUAUUCCAGAUUUAGCAGUAACUAGUCAACAUGUUGCACAUUUGGAAAAAAGAAAAAACAUCAUGUGUAGAAGUGAAGGUUUGGCUUUAAUUAGAUCUUUGAAUGAGACACAGCUUGCUGUUUUUUAUCAAAUUCGACAAUGGUGUUUAGAGAAAGUAUUAGGGAAAAAUCCAGAUCCCUUCCAUGUAUUCAUCACAGGUGGUGCAGGGACAGGAAAAAGUCAUUUAAUAAAAGCGAUUCAAUAUGAGGCAAUGAGGCUAUUGUCAACGGUGUGUCGUCAUCCAGACAAUAUUAGUGUGUUAUUAACGGCUCCUACAGGGAUUGCUGCAUAUAAUUUGCAUGCAUCUACUAUUCACCACACGUUUAGUAUCGGAAAAGAUGUUGGUUUACCCUACACACCUUUGGGUGAGGAAAAAGUUAAUUCUUUGCGCGCUAAAUAUAGUGAUCUUCAGAUUUUGAUAGUCGACGAAAUAUCAAUGGUUGAUCAUAGGUUGUUGUCAUACAUUCACGGUAGGUUGAGACAGAUUAAGCAAACCGGUGAUUUCUCACCAUUUGGAAAUGUGAGUGUAGUUGCUGUUGGAGAUUUUUUCCAGUUGCCUCCAGUAAAAGGGAAACCCCUAUAUGUAGAUGAUGUAGGUGUCAGCUUGUGGUCUAAUCUGUUUAAGGUCGUUGAAUUAAAACAAAUCGUUAGGCAAAAAGAUAACGUGUUCGCAGAGCUAUUGAACAGGGUGAGAACUCGAUCAAAAGGAACCCCAAUGUUAAGCAGUGACAUACAAAUAUUGAAACAUUGUGAAACUGGUGAAGUCAGCUCAGCUUUACACAUAUUUCCUACAAAUAAACAAGUAAAUGAGCAUAAUUUGGCACAGCUGCUUAACAUUUGUCCUGAAUAUGUCGAGAUAGAUGCUCAGGAUUUUGUGAAUAAUAAGAAAACAGGCAAACAUAUAACACAUGUUUGACUGAACAGCUGUUGUUGGGUGAAAAUGCGCGUGUAAUGCUGUGUAAAAACGUGGAUGUUACAGAUG